Tauraco erythrolophus (red-crested turaco) is the source of this 858-nucleotide messenger RNA. NCBI's taxonomy places the organism in Eukaryota, Metazoa, Chordata, Aves, Musophagiformes, Musophagidae. The record is from RefSeq and is a predicted model, not a curated record.
ACUACGGGAUCCCGCAGCGCGCCCUGCGCGGCCACUCGCACUUCGUCAGCGACGUCGUCAUCUCCUCCGACGGGCAGUUCGCGCUCUCCGGCUCCUGGGACGGCACCCUGCGGCUCUGGGAUCUCACCACCGGCACCACCACCCGCCGCUUCGUGGGACACACCAAGGACGUCCUGAGCGUCGCCUUCUCCUCCGACAACCGCCAGAUCGUCUCGGGCUCCCGGGAUAAAACCAUCAAACUCUGGAACACGCUGGGAGUCUGCAAGUACACGGUGCAGGACGAGAGCCACUCGGAAUGGGUGUCGUGCGUCCGCUUCUCCCCCAACAGCAGCAAUCCCAUCAUCGUGUCCUGCGGCUGGGACAAACUGGUGAAGGGGAGGUGGGAUCUCCUGGUGUGGAAUUUGGCCAACUGCAAACUCAAGACCAACCACAUCGGCCACACCGGAUACCUCAACACCGUCACCGUCUCUCCGGACGGCUCCCUCUGCGCUUCCGGCGGGAAGGAUGGCCAAGCCAUGCUGUGGGAUCUCAACGAGGGAAAACAUCUCUACACCUUGGAUGGAGGAGACAUCAUCAACGCCUUGUGCUUCAGCCCCAACCGCUACUGGCUCUGCGCCGCAACUGGUCCCAGUAUCAAGAUCUGGGACUUGGAAGGGAAAAUCAUCGUGGAUGAGCUGAAGCAGGAGGUGAUCAGCACCAGCAGCAAAGCGGAGCCGCCCCAGUGCACGUCCCUGGCCUGGUCCGCGGACGGGCAGACGCUGUUCGCCGGUUACACGGAUAACCUCGUCCGGGUGUGGCAGGUCACCAUCGGCACCAGAUGAGGACACGGCGGCGGUGGAGAAUCCGUGAAUUUUGUGU